Molecule: messenger RNA, 3286 nt
Organism: Tripterygium wilfordii
Lineage: Eukaryota; Viridiplantae; Streptophyta; Magnoliopsida; Celastrales; Celastraceae
Product: pentatricopeptide repeat-containing protein At3g24000, mitochondrial
Exons: 1
Coding region: 8-3187 (1059 amino acids)
Biological process (GO): RNA modification
Molecular function (GO): zinc ion binding; protein binding; RNA binding
Source: RefSeq, a predicted model, not a curated record
CUAAAUUAUGAGAGUAGCGUCGGCUCAUUUAGCAAGAACAUACCUUAACGGCUCAAGCGAAAAAACAGAGUUGGUUAGGUGCUGCUGGAGAAAGCUCUCUGCUUUCAAACACAGUCACCCACCACCCAUCUUUUCCCGCCAAUGCCACUUCAAGCAACAAGAAGAGCCACUCAAUUGGACAACUCCAUGCCUAGAAGAACCCACAAACCGUGGCUUUCUCUUCUUCUCAAACCACCCGAACCCGGAAGUCUCAUGCUUUCAUGAAAAGGGUUUCUCUCAAAUCAGCUGCGAGACCAUAGGGAGAGCAAUACAUGGGCUUUGCAUAAAGGGUUUGGUUCAUCUUAGUGUUUUCUACUCAAAUACUCUGCUAAACAUGUACUCAAGGUUUGGCCGUAUAGGAUAUGCUCAGUGUGUGUUCGAUGAAAUGUCUGAGAGGAAUGUGGCUUCCUGGAAUAAUAUGAUGUCUGGGUUUGUUCGAUUGGGAAUGUAUUGGGAUGGGGUUGUUUUCUUUUGUAAAAUGUGGGAGCUUGGCAUAAAGCCUGCGGGAUUUACGAUUGCUAGUUUGAUAACUGCUUGUGCUAGGUCAGGGUGUAUGGUUAAUGAAGGGUUCCAAGUCCACGGUUUUGUCAUUAAAUGUGGCUUAUUAUGUGAUGUUUUUGUGGGAACUUCCCUUGUGCAUUUUUAUGGGCAAUAUGGGUUUGUUUCAGAUGCUAGUAAACUAUUCGAGGAGAUGCCGGAUAAGAAUGUAGUUUCUUGGACUUCACUGAUGGUUAGUAUUUUUGAUGACGGAGAUCCCAGAGAAGUUUUGAAUAUUUAUCAGCGUAUGAGGCACGAGGGCCUUAGUUGCAGUGAAAGAACGUUUUCGACGGUGAUUAGUGCCUGUGGAUGGGUUGAGGAUGAGAUCUUCGGUUAUCAAGUUCUUGGCCAUGUUAUAAAAUCUGGAUUGGAAAGUAAUACUUCUGUGGGAAAUGCUCUCAUUUCCAUGUUCAGUAGUUUGGGUAAAAUGGAAAAGGCUUCUUAUGUUUUUGGCCUCAUCCCUGAGCGUGACACAAUAUCUUGGAAUGCAAUGAUUUCUGCUAAUGUUCACAAUGGUCUUUAUGAGGAGUCGAUGAGAUAUUUUCAAUGGAUGCGCCGUGUUAAUCAGGAAAUCAAUUCCACUACAGUUUCAACUCUGUUGUCAGCCUGUGGUUCUGUGGAUCAUUUGAAUUGGGGAAAAGGAUUUCAUGGUCUAGUUGUUAAGUUAGGAAUGGAGUCAAAUGUUUUGGUAUGCAAUACAGUUCUUUCUAUGUAUUCCGAGGCUGGGAAAUCUGAAGAUGCAAAACUGGUGUUUAAUGGAAUUGCAUGUAGGGAUUUGAUCUCAUGGAAUUCCAUGAUAGCCUGCUAUGCCCAUAAUGGAAGGUGCCUUGAUGCCUUAAAUCUGUUGGCAAAAAUGCUAUGGGAGAGAAAGGCAGUGAGCUUUGUGACUUUUACCAGUGCCUUGGCUGCCUGUUCGAACAUUGAGUUCCUCUCAAAGGGCAAGAUUGUUCAUGCCUUUGUAAUCAUUUCAGGCCUACACAAGAAUGUGAUUGUUGGAAAUGCAUUGAUUACCAUGUAUGCAAAGUCUGGUUUAAUGGUAGAAGCUGAGAAGGUAUCUCUAAUGAUGCCAAAGCGAGAUAAAGUAACUUGGAAUGUACUUAUUGGUGGAUAUGCCGAGAAUGAGGAGCCAAAUGAGGCGGUAAAAACUUUUAAAUUAAUGAAAGAAGAGGGCAGAUUUAUAAACUAUAUUACAAUUUCAAACCUUCUGGGUGCUUGCUUGGCUCCUGACCAUCUAUUGAAGUAUGGUAUGCCUAUCCAUGCGCAUGUAGUUGUAAUGGGAUUUGAAUCUGAUAACUUUGUGCAGAACUCCAUUAUCACAAUGUAUGCCAAAUGUGGCGAUCUCAAUUCAAGCAGCAACAUCUUUAAUAGAUUAGAUGAUAAGAACUCCAUUGCAUGGAAUGCUAUUAUUUCUGCAAACGCCUAUCAUGGCUUUGCAGAAGAAGCUUUGAAACUUCUUGUGAAGAUGAGACGUGCUGGGGUAGGUUUAGAUCAAUUUAGUCUUAGUGAAUGUCUUGCUGCUACAUCUAAGUUGGCUGUACUUGAGGAAGGCCAACAGCUUCACUGUCUAGCUGUUAAACUUGGGUUUGAUUCGGAUGCUUUUGUUGAAAAUGCUGCAAUGGAUAUGUAUGGAAAGUGUGGGGAGAUAAAUGACGUAUUAAGGAUACUUCCACAACCCAUUGAUCGCUCACAACUAUCAUGGAAUAUAUUGAUAUCAGCUUUUGCCAGACAUGGGUGUUUCCAGGAGGCUAGAGAAGCAUUUCAUGAAAUGCUGAAACUGGGGCGAAGGCCCAACCAUGUUACAUUUGUCUCUCUUCUUUCUGCAUGUAGUCACGGGGGUCUGGUGGAGGAGGGUCUUGCAUACUACAGUAUGAUGACGCAAGAGUUUGGUAUCCCACCGGGGAUCAAGCAUUGUGUGUGUGUAAUUGAUCUCCUAGGAAGAUCUGGAAGGCUCGCCGAGGCUGAAACAUUUAUAAAUGAAAUGCCUGUUCCACCAUCAGACUUUGUUUGGCGGAGCUUGUUGGCUGCAUGUAAAAUCCAUGGCAAUUUAGAUCUUGGGAGAAAAGCUGCGGAACGCAUUUUUGAGUUGGAUCCAUCCGAUGACUCGGCGUACGUUCUCUAUUCAAAUAUUUGUUCUACGAGCGGGAGAUGGGAGGAUGCUGAGAUUAUCAGGAGGCGGAUGGGAUCGAAUAACAUACAAAAGAAACCUGCUUGUAGUUGGGUCAAGCUGAAGAAUCAAGUGAGUUCUUUUGGGAUUGGUGAUAAGUCCCAUCCGCAGGUCACACAGAUAUAUGCAAAGUUGGGGGAGCUGAAGAAGAUGGUCAUAGAUGCAGGAUAUGUUGCAGAUACAAGCUAUGCCUUGCAGGACACUGAUGAAGAGCAAAAGGAGCUCAAUCUUUGGAACCACAGUGAGAGACUUGCCCUUGCAUUUGGGUUGCUGAAUACUCCAGAAGGUUCAACUGUUAAAAUCUUUAAGAACCUUAGAGUUUGUGGUGAUUGCCAUUCUGUUUACAAGUUUGUCAGUGGACUUGUCAAUAGGCGUAUCGUACUGAGAGACCCUUAUCGGUUUCACCAUUUUAGCGGUGGUCAGUGUUCUUGUUCAGAUUACUGGUAACAAUGUCUAUUAAUAACUUCUUUUUGAUAGAGGCAUCCAUUAUUGGUUCUUUGUAGCUAAUGAGAGCAAGAAAAAUACAUCAUAUAUGUAGUUUUUCAA